Ichthyophthirius multifiliis is the source of this 667-nucleotide messenger RNA. Its product is annotated as NLI interacting factor-like phosphatase family protein, putative. The annotation marks the transcript as partial. The record is from RefSeq and is a predicted model, not a curated record. Gene Ontology annotation, molecular function: phosphoprotein phosphatase activity. NCBI's taxonomy places the organism in Eukaryota, Ciliophora, Oligohymenophorea, Hymenostomatida. The transcript is spliced from 4 exons.
UCAUCCCUUUAGACAUAUAGUACUUAAUCCUAAUAUUGAUUUUAUUACUUUUAAUAAAUUUUUAUUAUUAACUUAAAGAGGUUUAAUUUAUUCAAGUAAAUGUUUAAGAGGACCAUCGGAAAAAUAUAUUAAAAAUAAAUCUAUAUAAAUUAAAAAACCUAAGAAUUCAACUGGUAAUAUCUUACUCUUAGAUUUAGAUGAAACAUUAAUACAUAGUUGUGGAUUGAAUGAAAAUCCAGAUGCAGUAAUAAUGGCUUAAGAAGAAUAUAAUAGUUAAAAAUAAUUUUAAAUUGCAUUUAGAAUAAGACCAUAUUGUAUAGAGUUUUUAUAAUAAGUUUCCAAAUAUUGGGAUAUUUAUGUUUUUACGGCUUCUUCAGCUUCUUAUGCUAAUGCAAUUGUUAACUAUUUAGAUAGUUAAUAAGAAUAUAUUCAUUAAGUUUUAACAAGAUAGAAUUGUAUGGAAACUAAGAAUGGGUUUUUUAUUAAAGAUUUGAGGAUUAUAAAAGAUAUAGAUUUGUAAAAAGCAGUUAUUGUAGAUAAUCUUGCACAUUCUUUUGGACUAUAAAUUGAUAAUGGAAUUCCUAUUUUAGAAUGGCUUAAUGAUAAAAACGAUGUCGAAUUAAAAUUUUUAAUAGGAUAUUUAAUUGAGGCAGCUUAGGCUGAGGAU